Lycium ferocissimum is the source of this 886-nucleotide messenger RNA. RefSeq names its product calmodulin-7-like. Lineage: Eukaryota; Viridiplantae; Streptophyta; Magnoliopsida; Solanales; Solanaceae. The transcript is spliced from 2 exons. Gene Ontology annotation, molecular function: calcium ion binding; enzyme regulator activity. The record is from RefSeq and is a predicted model, not a curated record. Bases 139 to 588 code for a protein of 149 amino acids.
ACCCUUCAUUUUUCUGCUUUUAUUCACUCCAUUUUUUUCUUCCUCUUUCUUCUUUUGUCACACAUUCCAAAUUUCCCAAAAUCUGCAACAUCUCUUUCCCAUUUCAAAAAAUCUCCCAAAAAGGAAAGUCAAAGAGAAAUGGCAGAUCAACUCACAGAUGAUCAGAUCUCUGAAUUUAAAGAAGCCUUUAGUCUCUUUGACAAAGAUGGAGAUGGUUGCAUCACAACUAAGGAGCUUGGAACUGUAAUGCGGUCGUUGGGGCAGAACCCAACUGAGGCCGAGCUUCAAGACAUGAUCAAUGAAGUUGAUGCUGAUGGAAAUGGGACAAUUGAUUUCCCGGAGUUCCUUAACUUGAUGGCUCGCAAGAUGAAGGACACUGAUUCUGAGGAGGAGCUCAAGGAAGCUUUCAGAGUGUUUGACAAGGAUCAGAAUGGAUUCAUCUCCGCAGCUGAGCUUCGUCAUGUCAUGACAAACCUCGGUGAGAAGCUUACUGAUGAAGAGGUCGAUGAGAUGAUCCGUGAAGCUGAUGUGGAUGGGGAUGGGCAGAUCAACUACGAGGAGUUCGUCAAGAUUAUGAUGGCCAAGUGAGAACUGAUCAAUCCAACAUAAUCUUUAGAAGUAAAAUACAAAAGAGAAGGAAACAGGGCAGAUACGUUUGUGAGAUUUCUAUUCCAAAUUAGGAUAUGUUCUUUGUGCUUGCCUAUUUUCCUAUUCGCGUGGUUCUGUAGUGCUCUUCUUCAGUAUAUGCCUGUUUACCCUGUUCCUUGUCUUAGUAGUUUGGGUUGUUAACAACUUCUGGUAAUUUCUUCCUGAAUUUCGGUAUUGUGAACAUAUGACAUGUCAAAACCUUUUUUUCUUUUGUAUUCUAAGUGACUAAUUUCGUUCA